Wasmannia auropunctata (little fire ant) is the source of this 1178-nucleotide messenger RNA. RefSeq lists its product as uncharacterized. The annotation marks the transcript as partial. Lineage: Eukaryota; Metazoa; Arthropoda; Insecta; Hymenoptera; Formicidae. The record is from RefSeq and is a predicted model, not a curated record. The transcript has 3 exons.
GAUUGAAAGAAAUACUAUGAUAUAUUUUUCUCCGUUGGAAUGCAAAAUUUUUUAUCACUAUGCACAAUCUUAGCAGCUUUUUCUUAACAGAUAUAAUUAUUUUCCACACCUUAUCUUUAUACUCAGUUAAUAUCGCUUCACACAUUCACAAUAUAUGGCUAUAUAUACUAAGCCUGCAGAGCAUACCUUUAUGUCUCUAAGGUAUGUAUGUAUUUGUAUUUCGCAUAACCUCUUUCUCUCUCGUGAGCAUCUCAGCCAAUAAGGUAUUGCGGUGACUUGCGGGCAACUAAGAAGGAUGGGGAGAGGACACGUUGCACACGGGACGACAGGACAAAGUGAGUGACAAACGAACAACUACCGAUAUUUUUGCGUGGUCAAAGUCACUGAAAGAAAAGUCACCGUACAGCACGAUUUUAGCUGCGAAGAAGAAAGAAAUAAUAGUAGUCUCGACAUCAUGAACAGUGCAGUAUAUCGAUCGUGUUGCGUGUUUAAUUUUCGAGUAUUCGUUAACUCGUUAAUUACUUAAUUGGAUUUCGUUGGAAAGUAUACUGUGGAUACGUUUUAUCAGGAAACAAUAUCCGUUCGCAAAAUUAUUACAUCUUUGUCCAUCACAGAAUAAUUGUCUCGAAGUUAUAUAUGUAUACCUAUAAAGUCUCAAGCAAUCGCAUAAAACAUGAAAUUCGCAUGUGUAAAAUAUUUAAAAUCGUGUUCGCGUCACAAUAUUACGGAAAUCAUCGAGACAGCUUCAUUCAAAAAUUUCAACGGACAGGUUAAAAAAAAAAAAGUACAAAGUGAUUUGUGACAGAAAUGAAGGAGGAAUAUGUACUGCAAGAAUUCACUUUGUUGAAGAUACGCUGCCUAAAGCUAAAGAGCGAAUGUCGAAAGAGAAAUUAAAAAAUAUUCCUAAACAUCUUAUGGAAGAUACGACGGAUAUCGAAAGCGAUAAAAAUGCUCGCCAGUUAUCAAAUAAAACAAGGGAGAAAGACGACAUUGAUGAAAAGGAACGCCAAGAAAAUGUGAGAAGAAUCUUGCAGAAAAAAGUAUCUCCAGUCGGAGCUACAGUACUAACUGAAAAUCUUAUUAACCGCAAGAAUCCAUCUGUUGAGCUUAUACGACACGAACCGUUACUGAAAAAGAGGAAAAUAGUCGACGAUGAGAAUAAAGACGCUAAUAAGAAG